This is a messenger RNA of Hypoxylon trugodes, 1453 nucleotides long. Its product is annotated as kinase-like protein. The coding region runs from base 39 to 1253 and encodes 404 amino acids. Gene Ontology annotation, molecular function: protein serine/threonine kinase activity; ATP binding. Gene Ontology annotation, biological process: protein phosphorylation; vacuolar protein processing; regulation of vacuole fusion, non-autophagic. Gene Ontology annotation, cellular component: Golgi apparatus; cytoplasm. The record is from RefSeq and is a predicted model, not a curated record. The transcript has 2 exons. NCBI's taxonomy places the organism in Eukaryota, Fungi, Ascomycota, Sordariomycetes, Xylariales, Hypoxylaceae.
AAAAAAAAAAAAAACAGCUACUCCAACCCUAGCCCAUCAUGGCGCAACUACUCCUCGACCUUGUUUAUUCUUUUGGCAAUUGUCUAAAUUGCUUUCCUGGAUCGCCAACCUUAAAGAUUAACAGUCGAUCAUUCAAGAUAUUGCGCUUGUUAGGAGAGGGUGGUUUCAGCUAUGUAUACCUCGUACAAGACACAGCAACAGCAGAGCUGUUCGCUCUUAAGAAGAUCCGAUGUCCUUUUGGCGCCGAAUCGGUUCAACAGGCUAUGCGAGAAGUCGAAGCAUAUAAAACCUUUGCCCAUACACCCAACAUUAUCCACAGCGUUGAUUAUUCUAUUGCAAGCGAACGAAACGAUGCGGACUCGAAGACGGUCUAUGUACUAUUACCAUAUUACCGACGAGGAAAUCUACAAGAUAUUAUCAAUGCGAACCUAGUAAACCACACAAACUUCCCUGAGACAGAACUCAUGCGCCUAUUCCUCGGCGUGUGCCAGGCGCUCCGAUAUAUGCAUGAAUAUCGAGGACCUGCCGGUGGUGAGCGCAUGGAGAUGGGCAAUGCGAAAGCCGGUGAGGAAGAUGUGGGAGGACGAAGCGGAAGAGGAAGACGAAAUAAAGCCGUCGCGGCAGCCGAUGCAGACGACGAGACAGAACAGGCCAGGCCGCUGAUGGUAAAUGAAGAGGUUGUGGCGCCUGGUGAGCGAAGAUCCUACGCACACAGAGAUAUUAAGCCAGGUAACAUUAUGAUCGACGACUCUGGCUCGCAACCAAUCAUCAUGGAUCUAGGCUCUAUCUCCGAAUCGCCGAUACCUAUAACAUCACGUUCCCUCGCCAUCGCUACACAAGAUAUCGCCGCAGAACACAGCACAAUGCCUUACCGAGCGCCCGAGCUCUUCGAUGUGAAGACAGGAACUGUCAUCGAUACUAAGGUCGAUAUCUGGUCACUUGGGUGCACCUUAUACGCUUGUCUAGUCGGCAAGUCUCCUUUCGAAAUGCGCAGUGAUGAGACUGGUGGUAGUCUGAGCAUGUGUGUGCUAGGAGGAGACUGGCGAUUCCCGGAUGAGACCCCCAGGGGUCAGAAGAAAGGAAAGGCACCAGCUGGCUCCAGCGCGGGCCGUGAAGAAGGUGUGAUCAGUGAACCAAUUAAGGAGGUGGUCAGAAAAUGCUUGAAAGUUGAACCGACCGAGCGUCCAGAUAUUAGCGAGUUAAUAAGUAUAGUAGAAGAGGUGAUUGAGGAACUACCAGAGGAUGAUGUAUAAGAAAGGUUGGCAGAUCAGUUUUUCAUGUGUAUAAUUGUAAACUUAUAUCCUCAAGUUCUGUAUUAGACCACUAGGGACAGGCUACGAAAUUCGUUACGACAAUAAUGGAACUGCUCUGGGAGCAGCAAAUAAUUCAUUUGUAUAUCCUAGACUUGAAAAAUCACGAUUGACCUUGACUCUGACAAUUUGUAACAAUAACC